Molecule: messenger RNA, 1191 nt
Organism: Trichomonas vaginalis G3
Lineage: Eukaryota; Parabasalia; Trichomonadida; Trichomonadidae
Product: methionine gamma-lyase
Exons: 1
Coding region: 1-1191 (396 amino acids)
Biological process (GO): transsulfuration
Cellular component (GO): cytoplasm
Molecular function (GO): pyridoxal phosphate binding; methionine gamma-lyase activity
Source: RefSeq, a predicted model, not a curated record
AUGUCUCACGAGAGAAUGACCCCAGCAACAGCAUGCAUCCAUGCUAAUCCACAGAAGGAUCAGUUUGGAGCAGCCAUCCCACCAAUCUACCAAACAUCAACAUUCGUUUUCGAUAACUGCCAACAGGGUGGAAACAGAUUCGCUGGUCAGGAAUCCGGCUACAUCUACACACGUCUCGGCAACCCAACAGUUUCAAACCUCGAAGGCAAGAUCGCCUUCCUCGAGAAAACAGAAGCAUGCGUUGCCACAUCUUCUGGCAUGGGUGCCAUUGCUGCUACAGUUUUGACAAUCCUCAAGGCCGGAGAUCACUUAAUCUCCGAUGAGUGCCUUUAUGGCUGCACACAUGCUCUCUUUGAGCACGCAUUGACAAAGUUCGGCAUCCAGGUCGACUUCAUCAACACAGCCAUCCCAGGCGAGGUCAAGAAGCACAUGAAGCCAAACACAAAGAUUGUCUAUUUCGAGACACCAGCCAACCCAACACUCAAGAUCAUCGACAUGGAGCGCGUCUGCAAGGACGCCCACAGCCAGGAGGGCGUCUUAGUUAUCGCCGAUAACACAUUCUGCUCACCAAUGAUCACAAACCCAGUCGACUUUGGCGUCGAUGUUGUUGUCCACUCUGCAACAAAGUACAUCAACGGCCACACAGAUGUCGUCGCUGGCCUUAUCUGUGGCAAGGCUGACCUCCUUCAACAGAUUCGUAUGGUUGGUAUCAAGGAUAUCACAGGAUCUGUUAUCAGCCCACACGACGCUUGGCUCAUCACACGUGGCCUCUCAACACUCAACAUCAGAAUGAAGGCUGAGAGCGAGAACGCCAUGAAGGUCGCUGAGUACCUCAAAUCUCACCCAGCCGUUGAGAAGGUUUACUACCCAGGCUUCGAGGACCACGAGGGCCACGAUAUCGCUAAGAAGCAGAUGAGAAUGUACGGUUCAAUGAUCACAUUCAUCCUCAAGUCCGGCUUCGAAGGCGCUAAGAAGCUCCUCGACAACCUCAAGCUUAUCACACUUGCAGUUUCCCUUGGUGGCUGCGAGUCCCUCAUCCAGCACCCAGCUUCAAUGACUCACGCUGUCGUUCCAAAGGAGGAGCGUGAGGCCGCUGGUAUUACAGAUGGCAUGAUCCGCCUUUCUGUCGGUAUUGAAGAUGCCGACGAACUCAUCGCUGAUUUCAAACAGGGCCUUGACGCUCUUUUAUAA